Molecule: messenger RNA, 846 nt
Organism: Sparassis crispa
Lineage: Eukaryota; Fungi; Basidiomycota; Agaricomycetes; Polyporales; Sparassidaceae
Exons: 2
Coding region: 1-846 (281 amino acids)
Source: RefSeq, a predicted model, not a curated record
AUGCCCCCGCCACUGAGACACAUGCCCCCAGGGCCACCACCAAGGAGUGGUGCCCCUGGACCGCCGACUGGUCCUACCUCAGGACCGCUGGCUGGCUAUGUUCCGCGACCUCCAGUUGGUCCCGCUCCUGCCCCUGUAAAGUCGCGUGCGCAGCGGGCCUACGAGCACCUCGACAACGACGAGUCGGAGUCGGAGCUGUCCACAACAGAUGGCGACAAUGAGCCCGAUGUCGCCGAGGUCCAGCAGCUCAACAAGCAGCGCCAGAGGAACCGCGGCCCGACGAACUUGCCCAGGCAAGGAGCAUUGAGGAGCAAUGACAAAGGGAAGACAGUGCCACAGCCAUCGGACACUGAUAAUGAUGUCUCACCGGCCCCGCACAACUGGCCUGAUACGUUCCCCCUACCGCGCAUCAUCGAUGCAGCCCACGGUGGCGACGAUGGCACGUGCACCCAGGCGACCAACCUCAUCCGGCAGAUGCAGCAAGAUGAACGCUUGACUGCAUCCCACGGCAUGAUGAACCUGCUCAUAUCGUGGCGACGUCACAGCAGCUCCGGAGUGAUACACCCGCCAAUGGUUCCGCCUCCCCGCCGGAUGACCAACCCCACCAGCUUGUCGACAUUCGACGAGUGGGUGGCGUGGUACGCACAGAACCCGAGACAGGUUCACUGGGCCAUCAGGCACUUGAACAAUGACCGCUCGGAGGCCCCACUACACCAGGACCUGGAGGUAAUGUGGCUUGCACGUCGUAUGGCCCCCAUCAUCCCACUCGGUGUACCAGCGACAGCCCGCAAUGUGUUCAUUGAGCACACUGCAGAGCUGUUCUCCAUCCCCAGACUGUACACGUGA